AUGAGGUUCACAUUAUAUGAUUUCACCACCUCCCUCUUUGUUCUGGCCACCAGCUCCAUCUUCUCCAUCAUCACACAAACCGCUCUGAUCACUGUCUCCAUCGUUAGUAUAGCCGCCUCUCCACGUGCCACCUCCGUUGCCUCCAGUUUCCCUCCUGCCCGUCGCUCGACCUCCUCGACCUCCAGCGUCAGUCAUCUUAACGCUGUCAUUAUCAAGCUUCCGAGAAAGUGGGCAGACAGUAGACCGGAACCUCGCUGA
Molecule: messenger RNA, 258 nt
Organism: Echinococcus granulosus
Lineage: Eukaryota; Metazoa; Platyhelminthes; Cestoda; Cyclophyllidea; Taeniidae
Exons: 2
Coding region: 1-258 (85 amino acids)
Source: RefSeq, a predicted model, not a curated record